Molecule: messenger RNA, 2143 nt
Organism: Nothobranchius furzeri (turquoise killifish)
Lineage: Eukaryota; Metazoa; Chordata; Actinopteri; Cyprinodontiformes; Nothobranchiidae
Source: RefSeq, a predicted model, not a curated record
UGGCUAACUCAGGGUGGGGGAUGGGUGGCAUUAAACAGUGGACUGGCUAACUCUUAAACCUCUGCUGCAUUCAAGGAAAAUGUGUAACUACCAGUACACUAGUUACACUCAACAUCAAAUCUGAACCCUGUCUUUUUAAAUAUAAAUUUCACACUGUGUUAAAAAGUGCAUAACAAUUUCCUUAAAAGUCAUUACAUGAGCAAUUUUUCAAAAGAAAUAUUUUUAAUCUAUUAAAACGUGGAGAUCUGCACGCAGUUCUCAACUUUCCCAGUGCUCCUGAAAGCAACAUCAGUGAGGGGAUUCACGCAGCUGCAGAGCAUCGGAGAAGCAGAUGGAAACUGUUUCAGUGUUUGGAACCAGAAAAAAGUCUGCAACUAAACCAGAUAAUGAGCAGAAGGAAGAAGAACAGGAAGAGAUAAUGGAGCUUUCUGCUUCAGAGGACUUUCUCUCAGACUCCAGCCAUGAUUUGGACAGUGAUUAUAUCCCAUCAGCUCCUCCUUCCUCAGAGGAUGAACUAACCUUUUCACAGCCUAAGCUCAUGAAGACACAUGAUGCAUUAAAAAACCCUGGCAAAACCUCUCUCAGCCAAAGCUAUGUUCAUGAACAGAAGACACUGAUGGACAGUGGUAAAAGUAAUGAAGCUCUGGACAUGCAUUACAAUGCAGAUACUGAGGAAGAAAAUCCGGAGGAAUAUGAAGAUGAUGAGGAACCUGACAUUCUGACUCAGAGGCCCACAAGAGCAGAACCAUCAGAUGAUCACAGACAGACAGCAGGAAAAAGAGUGACGUACAGAGGAAAAGGGCCAAGGAAGAAGGUUGAACCAGCUGAAGAUUCAGAUGAUCAGGGAGAACCACUGAGCCAGUGCUCAAAAUAUGCAGAACCAUCAGAGGACAUCAAGAAGAAAUAUAAGAUAGGUACCUACAAAGUAAAAAGGUCAAGAAAGAUUGUUGAAUCACCUGAAGAUUCACAUGAUGAGACAGCACAAGAUCAGGCAGAACUGUUGAGCCUAAGCUCCAAAUCUGCAGAACCAACAGAGGGCUUCAAGAAGAAAAAGAAGACAGGGACCUACAAAGGAAAAAGGCCAAGAAAGAUUGUUGAAUCAGCUGAAGAUUCAGAUGAUCAGGCAAAACUGUUGAGCCAAAGCUCCAAAUCUGCAGAACCAACAGAGGGCUUCAAGAAGAAAAAGAAGACAGAACUGGAUCAGCUUCUUCUCACCAAACAAGGGGUGAAAAAAAGGCCUUGGAGUUCAGCUGAGAAAGCAGCAGUAUGGCGACAGCUUGGAAAGUACAUAACCUUAGAGACCAUUCCUGGUAAAGUACCUUAAGGCACUUAAGACAGAGCCAGUGCUCAAGAGUAGAACCUGGAAAGAUAUUAAAAACCAUGUCUACAACUCCAUCACAGCACAGAAGAGGAAACGGUUGUAAACUGUUUGCGUUCGCAUGAUUGUUCGUGGUUCACAUGUCUCAGUGUUGUGAGGUGGAGUUCUAUUGGUGUGACACAAUGAGGCCUAGGUGUGUUGAUGCUAGGCAUGUUUCUAAGCUUUUAUAUAUAUAUAUAUUUUUAAAUUUGGAACAGAUGUAUGUUCACACUGGCUACAAUCAUAAAAACUACAUUUUAAAAGCCACUUUUUCCCCCAGUUUAUUUUUCAAAAGCAAUUGAAGUUAAAAUAACGAAAGCUGUCAUUUAAAAUGUCCAGCUAUUUAUAGGAUUUUAAAAAAAAUCCUUGUUUUUCUGUUUAAUUUAAUAAAAGGAUGCUUUGCAAAGAAAUUGUUUCUUUUUAAUGAAACUGCAUGAAUUAGUCUAAAGUUUAUAUAUAAUCUAAACGUAAAAAUCGGGAAGAAUGAUUUAAUUUUUGUACUUGACAAAUAAAAUGUAAUAGAUAAAUGUAAAAAUCCCAGCACUGUAGCUGCUAAACUUGCUAGAAUCUAUCUAUCUAUCUAUUUAUCUAUCUGUCUGUCUGUCUGUCUGUCUGUCUGUCUGUCUGUCUGUCUGUCUGUCUGUCUGUCUGUCUGUCUAUCGUCUAUCUAUCGUCUAUCUGUCUAUCGGUCUCUGUCUGUCUGUCUAAUAAAUUCAUUUUUAUCUGUGUCAAAUACAUUAUAUAUUUAUCUAUAUAUCCAUCUAAUAAAAAAUUCAUUUGUAUCUA